AUGACGGGCACUUUCCCUGAGUGGGAGGACCAUCCAGAGAGCCAGUGUCUUCCGGUGCCCUCAGGCAGUGUCUCCGUGCUCCCUGAGUCCAACUGCAGGCUGGCAAGACUCUCGAGAGACCUCUCUGGCGGUAGAAGCUUUGCUGCCGAGCCAGCCCCGAGGGGGACUUGGCCAGUCCAGAAGUGCAGCUCCCCUCCGAAAGCCCCUCUAGGUCCUCAGGCUGCCAUGCCAGUGGCCAAGAAGGCCCAAGGUGGCAGGGUCACGGUGCAGCAUCGCCCCUCCCUGAGUCCCCGGCAGCGCUGUGCUGCCAACGCCCCGCAGGGCGCGGAUCCCGGCCCUUCUCCUGUCACGGCUCAUCCUUCCGAGCCAAACGGCUCGUCCGCAGCCGGGCAAGUCCAGCCUCUGCUCCCCGGCUGCGGCGCCGCUUGCUCCGGAACACUCCAAGUCGUCCUCUGCAACCAUUCCCUGUGGCUCAGGUUACAUCGGCAGCAGAACGAAAUGACCCUCAGCAGGCCGGGCCGGGCCAUGUUUCCCUCCCUGGCUUACCAAAUCCGGGGCAUGGAGCCCCGGGCCCGUUACCGCGUCUUUGUGGACAUGGUGCGCACCGAUCGGCAUCACUGGCGCUAUAAGAAGGCCCGGUGGGCUCCCUAUAGACCCGAAAAGAGCAACGUUCCCGGCAACCAGCUCUAUCCGCACCCAGACUCCCCCAACACGGGCGCCCACUGGAUGCAGCGAGAGGUCGCCUUUAAAACACUCAGGCUCACGAACGCGGAGCCCACGGCCCAGAGCGCCAGCCGCGCCAUCUGGCUCCAGUCUCUGCAUAGGUACCGGCCCCGGCUCCACAUUGAAGAACUGGGCUGCGGAGACCAGGAAGCGCCGGCUGCGCCCUCCCGGAGCCACAUCUUCUCCUUCCCCGAGACCGAGUUCAUUGCCGUGACUGCUUAUCGCAACGCUGAGAUCAUCCGCCUCAAAAUCGACCACAAUCCCUAUGCUAGGGCCUUUCGGAGAGACGCCGCCUCGGCAGGAGGCUUGAGCGCGGGGCAGCCGCCCGGACCAGUGGCCGCCGACCCCUGUGCCGAAGCGGUUUUGGACCCCGCCGGCCAACGGCCAUGGCUCCCAGACGGUCGAGACGAGGACCGGGGAAGCGCUACCCCCGGCCAGGGGCUCCAGGGCCCCCAGCCACUCUGGGUCCAGGCCGCCGCCCUUCCCCCAAGCCCGCUGCCCCCCACUUCUGCAGCCGCAACGCCUUCCCAAGACAGACGAGAGGCUACGGGGUCCGGAACGGGGGAGCCCGUGUCCCUGCUCCCAACCUCCCCAGGGCACAGGCUGGACUGUCUCCAGUCCGGGCUCUCAAAGCCCCAAGAGCCCGCCCCCGGGGCCCGGGAACAGCCGCGGCUUCACAGGGAAACCUGCACUCGGGGGACCCAGACAGAUUUCCCAGAGGCAGCCCGGGGGAAAAAAGCCCCGAAGAAGAGGCGUCAGUGUCCUGGUGGUUCAGGCAGCCCCGCCGUGUCCUCAGCGAAGGCUCAUGGACAAGCCCAGGCCCAGCGGCUUCCAGCUACAGAAGGCAGCGCCAACGCCUCCCCCGUUGUCUGA
Antechinus flavipes (yellow-footed antechinus) is the source of this 1596-nucleotide messenger RNA. Its product is annotated as T-box transcription factor TBX21-like. The transcript is spliced from 2 exons. Gene Ontology annotation, molecular function: DNA-binding transcription factor activity, RNA polymerase II-specific; RNA polymerase II cis-regulatory region sequence-specific DNA binding. Gene Ontology annotation, cellular component: nucleus. Lineage: Eukaryota; Metazoa; Chordata; Mammalia; Dasyuromorphia; Dasyuridae. The coding region runs from base 1 to 1596 and encodes 531 amino acids. Gene Ontology annotation, biological process: cell fate specification; lymphocyte migration; positive regulation of DNA-templated transcription. The record is from RefSeq and is a predicted model, not a curated record.